AAAACUUGUAAUUUUUUUAAAAUGUCAAUUGCGUCAUCACGACACGAAUUAAUUUUACAAAGCAGCUAUGAUUUUUAAUUAAAUAAUCUUAUUUUUAAGCUAGUACAGGAUAUCAAGGUACUAAGAUGUCUUCGUCGGCGAUAUAUAUAUUGGAUGUGAAGGGUAAAGUUCUCAUUUCGAGAAAUUACCGCGGAGAUGUGGAUAUGGGUGUGAUAGACAAGUUUAUGCCACUUCUAAUGGAGAAAGAAGAAGAGGGUAUGUUGACUCCAUUACUCCAAACUAGCGAGUGCACUUUUGCUUAUAUCAAGACCAACAACCUUUAUAUUGUGUCAACAACGAAGAAAAACGCCAAUAUUGCCCUUGUGUUUGUAUUCCUUUAUAAAAUAGUGGAAGUGAUGACUGAAUACUUCAAGGAACUAGAGGAAGAGAGUAUUCGCGACAACUUUGUAGUUAUUUACGAGUUGCUGGAUGAACUGUUAGAUUUUGGCUAUCCACAGACUACUGAUAGUAAAAUACUCCAAGAGUACAUUACACAGGAGGGUCAUAAAUUAGAAAUGCAGCCACGUAUACCAAUGGCAGUUACCAAUGCUGUGUCUUGGAGGUCUGAAGGCAUUAAAUACAGGAAAAAUGAAGUAUUCCUCGAUGUUAUUGAAUCUGUAAACUUAUUGGCUAACUCAAAUGGAAAUGUUCUCAGAAGUGAGAUAGUAGGUGCAAUCAAAAUGAGGGUUUAUUUGUCUGGUAUGCCAGAACUGAGACUUGGCUUGAAUGACAAAGUACUCUUUGAGAGUACAGGAAGGGGCAAAUCAAAGUCUGUUGAACUAGAAGAUGUGAAGUUCCACCAGUGUGUCAGAUUGUCCAGAUUUGAAAAUGAUAGAACCAUUUCGUUCAUUCCACCCGAUGGUGAAUUUGAACUUAUGUCAUACAGAUUAAAUACACAUGUAAAACCAUUGAUUUGGAUUGAGUCUGUAAUUGAACGCCAUGCACACUCGAGAGUCGAGUACAUGAUAAAAGCUAAGUCCCAGUUCAAGAGACGUUCGACUGCUAAUAAUGUUGAGAUAAUCAUUCCUGUUCCAGCUGAUGCUGAUUCCCCAAGGUUUAAGACUACUAUUGGCAGUGUUAAAUAUACUCCUGAACAAAAUGCUAUUACAUGGUCUAUCAAAUCAUUCCCAGGAGGCAAGGAGUACUUAAUGAGGGCCCAUUUCGGCCUACCAUCGGUUGAAUGUGAGGAUACUGAUGGCAAGCCCCCAAUUCAAGUCAAAUUUGAAAUCCCAUAUUUCACUACAUCUGGGAUACAAGUUAGAUAUCUUAAAAUCAUUGAGAAGAGUGGCUACCAAGCUUUACCCUGGGUUCGGUACAUCACACAGAAUGGUGACUAUCAACUAAGAACAAACUAAAAUAUGACAAGAUUUUUGUUACAUUCCUUUUUAUUUAUAACUUGCACCUAGAAUAUUAAUCAUUAUGUUCUUGCAAUUUGUUUAUCUUAAUUGUAAUAUGGAAGUAUUAUUGUAAGAAAUUAUUGACCCUAUAAUAAAUAAUCCAAACUAAAA
Molecule: messenger RNA, 1547 nt
Organism: Pararge aegeria (speckled wood butterfly)
Lineage: Eukaryota; Metazoa; Arthropoda; Insecta; Lepidoptera; Nymphalidae
Gene: AP-1mu
Product: AP-1 complex subunit mu-1
Exons: 2
Coding region: 126-1394 (422 amino acids)
Biological process (GO): intracellular protein transport; vesicle-mediated transport
Cellular component (GO): clathrin adaptor complex; clathrin-coated vesicle
Molecular function (GO): clathrin-cargo adaptor activity
Source: RefSeq, a predicted model, not a curated record